GCCUACACAGAUGUUUCGUGUAUUGCAUUUGCUAUAGGCUUUUUUGGACAAGCCACAUUCCUUUCAUCAACUCUAUCAGGAGAACUAGAGGAAGACAUCCCGGGAGGAUUCAUGUAAUACGUUGGUGAAUUUCACUAAAGCUUGUAAUCCGACGUGAUCAUCAUCUGGUUUUUCGUCCUCCUGAUCGACACCGCUUCUAAAGCAUGGCGCUUUUACGAAGGUAUACAUUGCUAGUGUUCCUAACCCCAUCAAUCAUUACAAUGGGACUUAUCAUUUACAUGUACAUUGUGACAAGUCAAGCUGCCGCAAUGGCUGCCUCGGAGGCCUACUUCCCCGUACGAUUGUGCAACAAAUGCUCAGAACAUUUUUUUAAUGAUUUUUACAGCAUUAAACCCAAUGCUGACAUCUGUAGAAAAGCCUACAUGACUGUGGUCGUCAUGACACACCCUGAUGGUGUUGAAAGGAGAAGAAUCCUGCGACUGAUGUUACGCAAUCCGAAACUCCACAGGAGUCGAAAGAUUAACUACGUUUUCGUGACUGGGUCCUCGGUGGCUCGUUUGGAGAACCACCGCCUGAAGAAGGAGAGCGAAGAUCAUGGGGACAUUCUUCAGUUUAGUUUAAUAGACAUCCACCGCAAUGCCGCACUCUUGUCCACUUUGACUUUUAACCAUCUAAUUGAACGCUGUGCCAGCCUAAACGAAAAUGGCAUCGAUUUUGUUUUCAAAGUGGAGGAGGACUCCUACUUCAACUUAGAACUGUUGGGAAGGAAACUGGAUUAUCUUUCUCCUGAUGAAAAAAUUGUUGGUGGUCGAUGCCAAAUAUCCAAGCCAGAGCGUAACAUAAAUGACAUGGCUUUCAUUGGAGACGAUGUUUAUCCACACGAGUAUUUUCCGGUGUCUUGUUCGAAACAUGCGUACGUGCUCAGUUAUAAAGCAUUGGUGGAUAUAAUCAAAAUUGCUCCAAAUAUCCCUUCGGUACUACAUCUCGAAGAAGUUUUUAUUACUGGUUUGUGCAGGGCAGCUGCUGGGAUUAACUUUGUCAACUUGACCGGUUUUUAUUGGCCAAGCGAGCCUAGUGUGUGCCAAAUUGAUACAGCAGUUGUUGCCAUUGAACAUAUCUCCGAAGUCGCUCAACGUGAACUCGUGCAGCGCCUGAUGCUGGGUCGGUUCCCUUCCAUCGGAUGUUUAAUUACCAUCCGAGUAACCUUCUUAAGCGUAGUAGUUAUUAUUGCCCUUAUCUUUGUUGUGAGAACUGCAUGUAAAAAAUGUUGCCGGAAUCUUUGACUAUAGUCUAUUUCACGUGAAAUGUGCACACGGAGUUUCAGUGAUUUCGCCACAGAAAAGGCCACAUUUGAACAAAAUACUAAAUAUAUAUUUCAUCUGUAACGUCAUAGAGUCACAGACUAUAAGGAGACUUAGAAUAGACCUGCUGAAAUACCCGAUAUAAUUAUAAUUUUACUUGGGCAUUCGGACUUUCGGAACACCUACAAUGGUCGUAAGUUUCACAUAAAACUUCCAUCCAGUAGGCUGAGUAAGAUAUUUUUUUUAAACAAUCAUAUGAGUGGGUUGCUUAUUUCGUGGUUUCGCGCUUUCGCUAUCUUAGCAGAGCGAUCAACUGUGCUCUAACACUAUCCGCAGCAGGCCCACUAUAUGUCCAGAUCCGAAUGCAAACAUCAGCUCAGUACAAGCCCACGCAGGAAUAGUCUACCCAGGAGAGCGUGUUUCGGGAGGAACGAUUGAACCAAAUUGCGAUCACUUUGGUGGCUCAAGCGGUGAAAGGAUAAUAUUUUGUUCAACUGGCAUUGAAGCGCGCUUGUAUCUCGACCAGAGGGACAAUAGUCAAAUGAAUACAUGAAUUGAAGAUGUGCAUGUAGACCUAUCGUUUUGUUGGAUUCAAGAGUGCAAGGCCAUGAUGAUAUAUAGUUCUUUUUUCAUCGAAUGCACGCCUGGCUAAUUGCAUGUACCUCGCUUGAAACAUCUCUUCAGCUAAAUAAAACUUCCUAAAAUUU
Lineus longissimus is the source of this 2008-nucleotide messenger RNA. Its product is annotated as beta-1,3-galactosyltransferase 2-like. Gene Ontology annotation, molecular function: hexosyltransferase activity. The transcript has 2 exons. The record is from RefSeq and is a predicted model, not a curated record. Lineage: Eukaryota; Metazoa; Nemertea; Pilidiophora; Heteronemertea; Lineidae. Gene Ontology annotation, cellular component: Golgi membrane. The coding region runs from base 204 to 1283 and encodes 359 amino acids.